AUGGUCACUUUAACUGUGGUGCUCGACAAACCCGACAAAAGGUAUCAGGCAGGCGAAACGAUAGAAGCGAAAAUUUACAUUUCAGUUUUCGAGCCAUUCAAUGCACGUUCGCUGUCGGUGCGAUUUCUUGGCGUGGCAUUUACGGAAUGGACUGUUUCGAAGACGAUUUCGCAAAGUGGGACAACGAGACAUGUGCAACAAAAGUUCGUGGGAUACGAGGAGUAUUUCAAAGAUGAUCAUUACUUUUUUGGCGGAGACGAGGCACCGAUAAAGGAAAUUCUUCCGGGAAGUUAUGACUAUGAAGCGACUUUUACGCUGCCGAAAACACUUCCGACGAGUUUCGAUCACACUCUCGGUCACAUUCGUUACGAAGUGCAAGUAACGUACGACGUUCCAUGGGAAGAAAACUACAAAUGUUCGGAGCCAUUUCACGUGACUUCGGUGCUCGAUCUCAAUAUGUUCCCAAAUUUAAAAGAACCCAUCAAAGCCAUGGAGCAAAAAACCUUUUGUUGUUGGUGUUGCACAACGGACCCCUUGGAUAUCAUCACAAUUCUGCCAAAACGUGGCUUUGUCCCUGGCCAAAAUAUUCCAGUCACCAUCGAAAUUGACAACAACUCGAACGUUCGCAUCGAUUACGUUUAUCUGCAGCUACAGGAACGAUUGACGUUCCAAACGAAUCGUCCGGACAACGAUGUCAAAGUGGAGCAAGAAAUGAUCAAGGACCACAUGUUUGACACUCCGGUGGCGCCCUAUCAAAAUAAAUUGUUUCACGUGAAUUUGUACGUGGAUCCGCUCUAUCAGUGGAAAAUUUUUCCCGGAUGCGAAAUCAUCAAGUGCGAUUAUGUGUUGAAAGCCGUUGCGGGAGUCAGUGGAUGUCACAUGAACCCAGAGAAUCAAUUAUCGGUGACGAUUGGGACAGUUCCAUUUUUGGGCGAUGAACGAAGUCCCAACGAUCUGCCAUCUUAUCAAGAAAUCACCGCUGGAGAUGAUCCACCAAAAUUUGAAGAUCUGAAAAAUUUAUAAAUUACAAAAAAAAUCUAGUCGUUAA
Molecule: messenger RNA, 1048 nt
Organism: Culicoides brevitarsis
Lineage: Eukaryota; Metazoa; Arthropoda; Insecta; Diptera; Ceratopogonidae
Product: arrestin domain-containing protein 3-like
Exons: 2
Coding region: 1-1023 (340 amino acids)
Biological process (GO): protein transport
Cellular component (GO): cytoplasm
Source: RefSeq, a predicted model, not a curated record